AUGAAGUCCACUUGGAGGUUGAAUUUGGUUGAAGCGUUUGUGCUGGAUCCAGAACUACGUCAGUGCCUUCAAGAAGAUCUCUUACGUCGCUUUCCAGACCUCAACCGGAUGGCAAAGAAAUUUCAGAGACAAGCAGCAAACUUACAGGACUGUUACCGAAUGUACCAGGCUAUUAAUCAAGUGCCUAAUGUUGUAGAAGCACUAGAAAAACAUGAAGGAGCUCACCAGAUGUUGUUGUUGGCAGUGUUUAUAACACCCCUUAAUGAUAUCUACUCUGACUUCUCAAAAUUUCUGGAGAUGAUAGAGACAACAUUGGAUAUGGAGAAGGUGGAGAAUCAUGAAUUUCUUGUCAAGUCUUCUUUUGAUCCUAAUUUAACAGAAUUAAGUGAGAAGAUGAAUGAACUGGAAGAGCAAAUGCAGUCCUUGUUAAAGACUGCAGCCAAAGAACUAGGUUUGGAAGCUGGCAAAAGUAUCAAACUGGAGACAAAUUCACAGUUUGGACAUCACUUUCGAAUAACUUGCAAGGAGGAAAAAGUUCUCCGCAACAAUUCAAAAUAUGCAAUACUUGAUACACAGAAGAAUGGUGUGAAAUUCACCAACAGCAAACUGAGCUCUGUCAAUGAAGAAUAUAAAAGGAACAGAGAAGAGUAUGAAGAGGCUCAGGAUGCAAUUGUUAAGGAAAUCAUUAGCAUUGCUUCAGGUUAUGCAGAGCCAAUGCAGAUGAUGAACGACGUGAUAGCUCAGUUAGAUGUGAUUGUCAGUUUUGCUCACGUGUCCAACGGAGCACCGGUGCCGUAUGUCCGUCCUGUCAUUCUGGAAAAGGGACAGGGGAGGAUUGUGCUGAAAGGUGCAAGGCAUCCUUGCCUCGAAAUGCAGGAUGAGGUGGCUUUCAUCCCCAAUGACGUUACAUUCGAGAAAGGCAAGCAGAUGUUCCACAUUAUUACUGGCCCUAACAUGGGGGGAAAAUCAACCUACAUCCGGCAGACAGGAGUGAUUGUUCUUAUGGCCCAAAUUGGGUGUUUUGUUCCGUGUGACUCUGCAGAAAUAACCAUUGUGGAUUGUAUCCUGGCUCGGGUGGGAGCAGGAGACAGUCAGCUGAAAGGCGUGUCUACUUUCAUGGCUGAAAUGCUGGAAACUGCUUCAAUCCUUAGGACAGCAUCUGAGAACUCCCUGAUAAUUAUUGAUGAGCUGGGAAGAGGAACUUCUACCUACGAUGGCUUUGGCUUAGCAUGGGCUAUCUCAGAAUACAUUGCUACCAAAAUCUGUGCUUUCACUAUGUUUGCUACACAUUUUCAUGAACUGACAGCUCUUGCUGACGAAGUGCCAACAGUAAAUAACCUACAUGUUACUGCUCUGACCACUGAUGACACACUGACGAUGCUUUAUCGUGUCAAGGAAGGUUUUUGUGACCAGAGUUUUGGAAUACAUGUAGCAGAGUUGGCAGCUUUCCCAAAACACGUGAUAGAAAGUGCAAGAGCGAAAGCCUUGGAGCUGGAGGAGUUUCAGAACAUUGGCAAGUCCAAGGACUCUGAAGGAGAACCAUCAGCCAAGAAACCCUACAGAGAGAGAGAGGAAGGUGAAAAGAUAAUUCAGGAUUUUCUUUGUCAAGUGAAAGCAUUGCCCCUGACAGACAUGUCAGAAGAAGACAUCAAAAUCAAGCUGAAACAGCUGAGAAAUGAUGUGCUGGCAAAGAACAACAGUUUUGUGAAUGAAAUAAUUUCUCGAAUGAAAGUUACAUCAUUAUAGGUGUGAGAACAGCAUACAGCUCUUGAAGCCUAUUUUGCAUUGAAAGAACUAUAAUUUUCUUGUCUUGUAGCUUUUAUACUUUAUGAUACUUGUACUGAUUUAUGUAGGCAUUUUUUUUCUUGGAUUGUAAUUAUUUUGUAAAAAAUUCUGAGCACAUUAUGUGCCAGAUUCCUGCUUUAGUUGUGACCACUGUACUCUUCUAGAAGUUUUCAAUAAAGUGCUUUUUCAUAUUGAGAGAA
Lepidothrix coronata (blue-crowned manakin) is the source of this 1985-nucleotide messenger RNA. It is a transcript of the gene MSH2, whose product is annotated as mutS homolog 2. The record is from RefSeq and is a predicted model, not a curated record. Gene Ontology annotation, biological process: somatic recombination of immunoglobulin genes involved in immune response; mitotic recombination; mismatch repair. The transcript is spliced from 11 exons. Bases 1 to 1746 code for a protein of 581 amino acids. Gene Ontology annotation, cellular component: nucleus; MutSalpha complex. Gene Ontology annotation, molecular function: mismatched DNA binding; ATP binding; ATP-dependent DNA damage sensor activity. NCBI's taxonomy places the organism in Eukaryota, Metazoa, Chordata, Aves, Passeriformes, Pipridae.